Molecule: messenger RNA, 699 nt
Organism: Numida meleagris (helmeted guineafowl)
Lineage: Eukaryota; Metazoa; Chordata; Aves; Galliformes; Numididae
Gene: SUN3
Product: Sad1 and UNC84 domain containing 3
Exons: 6
Coding region: 1-699 (232 amino acids)
Biological process (GO): nuclear envelope organization
Cellular component (GO): meiotic nuclear membrane microtubule tethering complex; nuclear envelope
Molecular function (GO): protein-membrane adaptor activity
Source: RefSeq, a predicted model, not a curated record
AUGGGAAUCUCAAAGGCCAUGUUAGCCCCAGGCCUGGCAGUGCUUGCUUCUGCAUUUUGCCUUAGUUCCCGACAGCAGCAGGCAGUUCAAGAGAUGAUCAACCAAGUACUGGAGAACCUGGAAGCAAGCCCAUUCCAGAUGCCUGAUUAUGCCUGCAAAACUUCAGGUGCUGCUAUCAUUCAUUCCAAGACUUCUCCCUCCUGGACUGGAAGUGGAAAAGUCUUUUGGCAGUCGUUGCCAGUGCUGAGGAUUGCCUUUACCCUUGUCCUUCCUGACAAUCAUCCAGGAAACUGCUGGCCCUUCCCAGGAAGUCAAGGACAGGUCUUCAUCAAGUUGCCUGUGCCCAUCUUUCCCACAGCAGUUACGAUAAACCAUGGAAUUCCAGCAACAACAUACCACGCAGACAGCAUCUCCAGUGCUCCAAAGGACUUUGCUGUCUAUGGCCUGAAGGAAGAAGAUGAUGAGAAUGGAAUGUUCCUGGGAGAGUUAACUUUCAUGUCAGGCCAGAAUCCCAGCCAGACCUUUCAGCUGAAGAAUGAACACUCUGGGUUCAUCAGUUAUGCAAGGCUGCAAGUGCUGAGCCACCUGGAGUACACCUGUGUGUAUCAGUUCAGGCUCCACGGCAAUCCAGCCCGUGACAGUGACGCUGGGGAAAAGCUAUCUGAUCUACCUCAGAAUAAAUUACUUCUCCCAUGUUGA